GGCGGUCAGGUGUGAUUCAGCGGCGUACCGUGUGCAAGUCUGUUCGGUAUUGUGAGGACAUGACGCUGAUUGGCUGCCUGUUGCUCACGCAAACCGGAAGACAGAUGAAAGUAGCCAGUCAGAACACAGUGACGUGCGUCUUUUUUUUUUUUGUUUGUUUGGAACGAUCCAUUUCGUAUGACGCAGACAACUGUGGAAGGAGGACGGACAUUUUCUAGCGCUUGGUAUCGAGCUUAAAUUGAAGAAGAAAACGCGAGCGGUUCUGUACAAGAAACGGCUUUUGAAGAACUAAAGUAAAGGAUGAAGGAUAUGUAAAUGGACUGUGCCGAAUUGUGUGCUUGUAUAUGAUCAGAAAUUCGGUCGAAACCUCUUUAGAUUAGAAAUUCGACUCGAAGAUGUCGGCCGAAGCUGCGAGGGAAGACGCCUGUCGAGAGUAUCAGUCGUCUCUUGAAGACUUGACUUUCAACAGCAAACCGCACAUCAACAUGCUGACCAUCCUCGCUGAAGAGAAUCUCCAGUUCGCCGAGGAUAUCGUCGCUAUAAUUGAAGCACAAAUUGCCAAGGCGCCUCCUGCUGAGAAGCUUCCUGUUUUGUACUUAGUGGAUUCCAUAGUGAAGAAUGUUGGAGGACAGUACCUUGAAGUGUUUACUAAAAACCUAAUCACUUCCUUUAUAUGUGUGUUUGAGAAGGUGGAUGAAAACACUAGAAAAUGUCUUUUCAAAUUGCGUUCCACCUGGGACGAAAUUUUCGCCUUGAAGAAGCUGUAUGCAUUGGAUGUUCGUGUGAACUCGCUAGAUCCUGCUUGGCCCAUUAAGCCUUUACCACCAAAUGUGAACGCCAGCAUUCAUGUCAACCCCAAAUUUUUAAAGUCGACUGAAGAACUAGCUCCUCAUCCCACAGUCACUGAGAAGAAUUUGGCAGAGGAACAAAUAAUAAGGCAACAGUUGCUUGCCAAGCAAAAACAGUUGUUAGAACUUCAACAGAAGAAGAUAGAGCUUGAACUUGAACAAACAAAAGCGCAACUGGCGGCCAGUACAAACCACCCACCCCACAAUGGUCCAGUCAAGUCUGAGCCACCAGCUGUGAGUCAGCCAGGUCCUGCACAACACAAGUCACGGCCUCCACCACAAGCAGACAAGCCAUCAAACAGAGAUCCUAGAUUAAACAGAGCUUCCGCCCCAUCCGUAAUUAUAAAGGAACAUGGGCCGUUCAGGAAGGAGAACCAAGGCACACCGCCUGUUGUCAAUGCACCUGAAAAGAGAGUACCUGUACCUCCAGAAAGGCCAAGUAAGCUAAUGAGAAUACCAAAAAAAGAUACCUCUGCAGCUGAUGAAAAAGCAAAGUCCAAGUCGGUGUCACCAUUAAGCAAAGGAGUCUUUCAUAAAAGCAAAGACUCUGAACCUGAGCACCAAAAGACAUUAGAUGUUAAUAAAAAGGACCCAAGGUUGCGAAAGCAGAUGCACGAGAAGACGGAUCUGAAAGAGGAUGAAGUCAAGGAAAAGAAAAAAAGUAAAGAGCGGGAAGACAUUGGCAAAGGCACCGAGCCACAGCGGUCCAGCAACUCCAGAGGCAAGCUAGUAAAUGGGGGUCUCAAUAAGCAUGACCGGUUUGAUACUUUUCAAAAACAAGAUAUUAAAGUCAAUAAAACAAACAUCAGGAAAAGGUCUCGGUCUAGAUCUCGUUCUCCACCUUCGCACUUUCCUAAAAGAAAAGACAGGCGGUCCCCAAAGAGAAGAACGAGGAGCAUCACUCCACCUCCAAAAUCCGGAAAGGCUAGGCAGUUAAGCAAACAUAUCGAAGAGGAUAACCAACAAGUGAAUGUCAGGGAGGAUCGGAGCGCACCAAAGAAGAAUGUUUCUGAGUUGAGGCGGAUAAAAAGACCACUGGAAGAUAGAACUCCUGAGCACAGAGAUGUCCAGCCACAGAGGGCAUUAUCUGUAGAGCAUAAAAGUGCAAAAGACAUCAAGAGAUGGAGGAGUGGAUGGGAAGAAAAUAAACCUCUUAAACAACUCGAUCCAGAUAUCUCACACGGCAAACCUGGGCCACAAAGGCAUAAAGCGUGGAACAGCUAUCAGAGACCACCCCCGAUACCACGGACACUGAAACAGCACCGUCUGAGUGUUGAUGCAAACUUGCAAAUUCCAGAAGUGCUUAAUUCGGCCAGCAAGAGAGAUCUUUUACGAAAGGCUAGCCAGCGAUUGGAUUCUGGCGAGCUAACCCAGGAAGAAUUCCUUAACGUGGCCCAUCAAAUCAAGCAAAUAUUUCAGUAUCAAGAAGAAAGACAGCGCUCUGAUUCUUGGGAGGGAACGAAUGAUGAUGGUGCUUGCACAAGAAAGAAACCCCGUGGUCCUAUGUCUGACGCUCAGCUCUCUUACCUUGAGCACAAGUCGAAGCUGAGAAGAACACAGCUGCAACGCCCAGUUCAGCAGAGUUCACUAUUGAGUGAGAAAGCGCAACAGCAUGGGCCUCAACAAGAGCAAGAUCAUUCAUUCCCCUCAGACGCACUAAAAAAGGGCAGUGACACCUUUAAACCAUUCACAGGGCCUGAUGACCCUAGAAGAAAUGACAGACCACCAUCUCUAACAGGACCCCCUUUUAGAAAUUCCCCAAGUCCGGUCAGUUGUGAUGGAAGCGUUGGGAAAUCUUCAAGUCUGCCAUUUGAAGGAUCAGCACAAUCCAUAGAUCUGGAUCAACUUGAGGACGGAGAUAUCAGUCCCAGGUUCGAAAGUCCUAACAGCGUUCACUCUGAUACGGGGCCGGACAAUGAUGCUCCACUAGGUUUAGAUGCUACUUCAAGGCAUGAAAUUUUGUCUGGACCUGGGAGAGUUGGCCGAAGCCUUAAUGAAUCUCCUGGCCAGACACCGCCUCACGUCUCUGAAGGCCUUAGCACACAAGUAAAUAUGCCAAGACAUGAUGGUGCAAAUGUCCCGCCAAGAUUCGAUGGCCAUAUGAGUUCCCAUUCUCAGUUUGAAGGAACACACAGCCUUAUGGGACAGCCACGACCAGAGGGUCCGUCCAGGCCUCAUCCUCCAGCAAGAUAUGAGGGAAAUGCAGGUCCGGGGAGAUAUGACGGUCCAGCUGCUCACGGUCCACCUAGGUUUGAGGGACAUGGCCGAUAUGAUGGUCCUGGACCACACAGGUUUGAAAGACCCCCACAGCUGAAAGGGCCUGGAAGAUAUGAGAACCAGUCAGUGCCACAUGGGUCGAUUAGGUUUACAGAGCCUCAUGGCCGAUUCGAAGGGCCAGGAUCAGGUCGUUUUGAUGGUCCAGUGCGACAUCAAGGUCCUGGAAGAUUUGAUGGCCCAGGACCCGUGCGGUACAACAGUCCAAUGCAGUCAAACAGAUUUGAUGGCCCUGCAAGGUUUGAGAACCCCCAUAUACCACAAGGCCCUCCUGGAGGAUUUGAAGGGCCAAUAAGGUAUCCUUCCGGGAUGGUAAAUUACGAGGGACCAAGGAGACUUGAAGGGCCAGGCAAUCAGUCAGGCAUGAUGCGCUUCGACAACCCAGCACAACCAGCACCAAUGAGAUUUGAUGGACAACCCUCUGGCAUGCCAAGAUUUGACUCUACACCACAGGGUCCUCCACGAUACCAUGGACCUACAAACAUGCAAAACGCAUUCAGACCACAAGGGCAGAUGAUGAUGAUUGACCAGCCUCAGAAUCAGGGUCCAAUGUUAAAUCCUGCCAUUCCACCCCACAAUUUUAACAUAGGAGCACCUAAUGCCUUUGAAAAUCAACCACUGCCAUUUCACAUGCAACCAAACGUCUCACAGGGGUCCAGCUUUAAUGUGCCAGAACCCACACCUUCAGGAUUUCAGAAUACGUACAGGCCCGUUGGUCCAUUUCCUGGCACUGCUCCUGCAAACCACCCUCAGCCUAUUCCUGUUAUGCCUGCUCCAGUUCAGAACUUUGGACCACCAAACCCAGCGCCUUUCAACCCACCAGGUUCACAGUUUGUACAGCCUGAGAGUCAUCUGGGCCAAAUGGAUGUUAAUGAUCUGAUGGCUAAACUGAUAGACUUUGGAAUAAUCAAACCAACACCAACAGACUCUAACAACGAGUCCACAUCUGUGACUCAGUCUCAGAGUGUACCAGAAGAAGAGGAACAAGAGGAGGAGGAACAGGACGAUGACGAUACUCUCCCUGAUUUGACCGGCUUUGUUGUCGAUGACAUGAAACAGAGACAUGAAAGUGUCAUCACCAAACUGUAUACUGGAAUCCAGUGUUACUCCUGUGGGAUGCGCUUUACUGCGUCUCAGACUGAUAUCUACGCCGAUCACUUGGAUUGGCACUACAGACAAAACCGCUCGGAGAAGGACAUCAGUAGGAAAGUAACGCACCGACGGUGGUACUACAGUCUCACAGACUGGAUUGAAUUUGAAGAAAUCGCUGAUCUCGAGGAGAGGGCAAAGAGCCAGUUCUUUGAAAAAGUUCAUGAGGAGGUUGUCCAGAAGAACCAGGAAGCUGCUAAAGAGAGAGAAUUCCAGAGUGUGAAGGCUGCAGCAGAUGUCGUUCAUGAAUCUUGUGAGAUUUGCCAAGAGCAGUUUGAGAUGUACUGGGAAGAAGACGAGGAGGAAUGGCACCUGAAGAACGCCAUCAGAGUUGAUGAAAAGACAUACCAUCCCUUGUGUUACGAAGACUACACAAAAACCUCUUCCUUUGUGGAUUCUACCCCAUCCCCCAAUAAGAUGCUCACAGAAAACCCUUUAAAUGCUUUCUUAAAACAAGAGAGAGAAGGUGAGGGGUCAUGCUGCAGUAUUAAAGAAGAGCCAACUGAGGGAGACACAGAUGCUGUAACGGUAAAACAGGAGGUUGAGGAUGAGUCGGAAGGAGGGUCACAAACGAUUAGUGCAAUUCCAUUUUAAACUGUGCUGCUGCUUUAAGACCUCCUUCUGUCGCGGUUACUUGAGUUGAGUUUCUGUAGAAAUAUUUUUAUACAGGAUGGCUCUGAGGCAGGGUCCUCAGCUAUGCAUACAUUUAAAUACAUUUUUGUAUUUGUAACUGCCUGCAAUUUUCAGGUGUUUUUUUUUGCUGUGUGAAUGCCAAGUGAAAUGUACUUUAAAAAGAUGUAUGUUGGGGGUAAAUGUAUGUAUAAUUUAAUUUAUAAAUAAAGAAAUAUUUUUGGUAUUCUUUGUGUAAUAUUGAGAAUCUAAAACUUCUGGGUUUAAAUCCUCCAAGAAUUUUUCUUUUCCUGAUUAGGCAUUUGUACAGAUAUUUUGAGAAACGAACAGCAACGACUGACUAGUUUUACAGACGACGCAUUGAUGGUUCUAUAAAGCCCCGUUUCAGUCGUUAGAAGUUCAUACAAAGCAGAGGGUUUCAGUCACUAAAGAUAAAGAUGGAUCUAGUUUGUUUUUUUCCCCCCCGUCCUCAACCUAAAUGUGUAAAUAAAUGCGUGUCAAGCAUAUUGGUUUAACUGGUGUUUUUGGUUCUGGUUAAUGAAAUGUGUUUAGUUUAAUAAGGGGGAAAAAAAAAGAAAAAUAAUUUUUGCAGAGGUUUAAAGAGGUUUGCUUGACAUACUGAAUAUUCAAUAAAGUGAAUCAUCAUUUAAAAAAAGCCUGUGUGUGCAAAGUGUUUACUAGUGUGCUUUUAGAUGUGUUUAUCCUAAAUAAAAAUUUUAGUGUUAAUGA
Ictalurus furcatus (blue catfish) is the source of this 5630-nucleotide messenger RNA. RefSeq names its product PCF11 cleavage and polyadenylation factor subunit (gene pcf11). NCBI's taxonomy places the organism in Eukaryota, Metazoa, Chordata, Actinopteri, Siluriformes, Ictaluridae. The transcript is spliced from 16 exons. Gene Ontology annotation, cellular component: mRNA cleavage factor complex; cytoplasm. Gene Ontology annotation, biological process: termination of RNA polymerase II transcription. Gene Ontology annotation, molecular function: RNA polymerase II complex binding; phosphatidylinositol binding; ubiquitin binding. The record is from RefSeq and is a predicted model, not a curated record. The coding region runs from base 396 to 4865 and encodes 1489 amino acids.